UUUCAUUUCGUUUUCCGUUGUCUAAACAACUGUCAUGAGUUGUGUUAUAUAUAAAAUGACAAAUUUAAAAAAAAAAAAUUGUGCUCAUUUCCUGUUUUAAUUGUUACUGUGGUAAAAAAAGGAUUUGUCUCGUGUAUCUGUAAAGAGAUCACAUACUUACAUGUGUAUCGAACUUUUUCUUCAACAGGUUCUUUAAAACAUGGAUAUUAUGAUUAUACUUUGCAAGACUUUGAUUUUGUUCCAUGUGAGUACAAGGGGAUUUUCAUCCGAAACAACUACUCUUCCGGCUUUUCAAAGAAAGUUUUGUCUCGAAGACGCAAUUCUUAUCCACGAUGAAUUACUUCAAAAAGGAUGUCCAUACAAUUUGAGUCCAGAAGAUAAAACAAAUUGCUCAAUACCCUGCACUGGGAAACUUGAGACAAACGACUCCUACGAGGGUAUUAACCAUACGAUUGAUUACAAACUGAUCAGUCAGCAGGAUGGCAUUUCCAUCUUACGCAAAGAAUAUUUGAAUUUUUCAAACUGCAUUAUAAAAACCAUAACCAUCAGAUGUGAUUUCAAGUAUCACAAAGAAAACAGAAACAAAUCGGAUUGUGAAACUUCACAAGAAGAAGGAACACUACCAGGUUCUCCGAUUGGUCUGGUAAGUGUUGUUAUUGGUUGCUUGCUUGGAGUUGUGCUGGCUUUAAUUGGUGGCUGGAUCUUAAAAAUCUUGCGACAAAGGCAUCUUUACCAUGAAAACUUGGACUUGAAUCCAACCAGUCAAUCCAUUAAUAAUCCGGUUGUAUACACAGAAAUUGAAGAACUGAGGAUGCUAGUAAAGGCAACUCAAGUUCCCUCAAUUAAGGAUAAUAGUCCUCUUAGCGCAAGGUCACGGACAUCCAACACUUACCAUACGUUAGCGGAAAUGGAAAGCCUUGGAAAAUCAACAACUUUAAUUCAUGAUACUGAUUCGGGCAAACUGAGAACAUCAAAUCAUUCAUCUAACGGAUCUCGACUGAGUCUGACUCAGUCAUUCUGUUGUAGUGUUAAAGAGGAUGAGCAACAAAGAGAAAGUGGAGAUAGUCAAAAGUACUUUGAACUUGAACAACAAAAAUUGGCCUAGGAACAGAAUAUUUUAAUGCGGGGCUUUCUGUUCAUCUUGUUGAUUACGGGAAAAUGUGGAUCGUUUUUAAAUUAAAUAAAUCUUAGUUAUAUCAAAUAUUAUUUAUAUCUAAAAUUGAUUUCAAACUCUUUCAUACUGCUUUAAGUGCAUUGCCAUUUGGUAUUGUUCUGGAAAUACAAUUUCAAUUCAUUUUUAUUCAAAAAUGCUUGAGUAUCAAAGCUGAUGCUUGUUUAUGGAUUUUGAAUACUUGUAAAUUCACAAAAUAUGUUACAAAGGGGAAUUUUAACAUUUAAAAACUUUUUCCUUUAUAGGUAUUAAUUAUUCAAGCAUGUAUCAUAUUGCUGGAUUUUCAAAUACACAUGUAAAUAUAUUAUUAAUAUUUUGUGUGAUUGAGACCAGCAGGUAUGCCCUCGAUGAUAUCUUAGAACUGUUGUGCGUCAUAUAUAUCAGUACUUCGUAAAGCUCUCCUAAAUAUAUAUAUAUAUAUAUUGGAACCGCCGUACCCCAAACUCCAGAUCCGAUAGAAGGCGGUGUAUUUCGUUUAUUUCCAUACAACUUCAAAUUUCAUUGUUAUUCAUUACUCUUUUAUUGAAAUUAUAAAGUGGAUGAUUGGUUUGUGCGUUUAUGUUCCUGUGCAAGGAUGUAUGCAUGUAUAACAAAAAAAAUUGCCAAAAAGAAAGUCCACCAAAUAUCCUCGUCCGUUGCUAUUUGCCUGCCUUUGAGCUCAUGAAUUAAUUAAAUGAAUUAAUGCUGUCUCUUUAUGACGAAAGAUGAAAAAUAUUCAUUUAUUUGAAAAUGGCACUGCCUUGAGUAAUAUAUUUACAUAAUGAACUGCAGUGAUUAUGUAUAAAUGUUUCAGACGAAGAUGAAUUUUACAAUGAUUUUUACAAGCCAUGCAAGAUACAUUUUCUUUUUACAUUUUUCACAUUAUCACUUUAUUUCUGAAAAUUAAUUGAAAUAAAUCUGUAACAUUGUUCAAAAAAUUGUAUAUGGUAUUUUCGAAAUAGACUGUAAGUAAUUUAUUAUAUUACUUGCAUUUAUUCAUUUUAUAUAUUGCAGAUUAAAAGAAAAUUGGUUGUCUUUUUUAUCAUAAUUAAUUCCAUGAAAAGUUGCUUUCUCGUGUGUUUACCGAAUGAGAAUAGUAUAAAAUCGAAGCGGUAACUUGAAUAUUUCGUUCCUUUUAUUGGAAAUACAUUGUUAUUUGUUAUUAAGAUAUGUGUAAAAAAAAUAUGUAUAUUUAUUUGUAAAUGUAAAAGUAUAAAAUAUAAAAUA
Messenger RNA from Magallana angulata, 2377 nucleotides. RefSeq lists its product as uncharacterized. The coding region runs from base 200 to 1105 and encodes 301 amino acids. The record is from RefSeq and is a predicted model, not a curated record. The transcript is spliced from 8 exons. NCBI's taxonomy places the organism in Eukaryota, Metazoa, Mollusca, Bivalvia, Ostreida, Ostreidae.